This is a messenger RNA of Emiliania huxleyi CCMP1516, 615 nucleotides long. RefSeq lists its product as hypothetical. Gene Ontology annotation, molecular function: ER lumen protein retrieval receptor activity. Gene Ontology annotation, cellular component: endoplasmic reticulum; membrane; cis-Golgi network. The record is from RefSeq and is a predicted model, not a curated record. Gene Ontology annotation, biological process: protein retention in ER lumen; endoplasmic reticulum to Golgi vesicle-mediated transport. The transcript has a single exon. The annotation marks the transcript as partial. Lineage: Eukaryota; Haptophyta; Isochrysidales; Noelaerhabdaceae.
AUGACCGUCUUCCGCCUGGCCGGCGACGCGAGCCACGCGCUGGCGUGGGCGGUUCUACUGCUCAUCCUCUGCUGCUCGCGCUCGGCAGCGGGCCUGUCGCUGCGAACGCAGGAGCUCCUCUUGCUCGUUUACGCCUGGCGUUAUCAGGACCUCGCGUGGAACUUCCUGAGCUUGUACAACUGGUGCACCAAGCUAGCCUACCUGUCGCUCGCUGUCUGUGUCGUCUCCGCCUGCCACUGCGUGCCCGCGCUGCGCCGCACGCGCAACUACUCGACCGAUCUUCGGCCGCUCAGCACGCUGCUGCUGCUCGUGCUGCCGUCACUCCUGCUAGGCUAUGCCACCAGCAUGGACCGCACGAGCCCGUUCGAGAACCUUUGGGCUUCGUCGCUCUACCUCGAGGCGGUGGCGGCGGUGCCGCAGCUGGUGCUCAUUGUGCGCGAGGGCUCCUCCCGCUCGGCGGUCUCUCACUACAUUUUUCUGCUGGCCCUGUACCGCGCCUUCUAUCUGGGCAACUGGGCGCAGCGCUACCGUCGCGAGCCCUACUACUGGCAGCCGCAGGCGUGGACGUCGGGCGCCGUGCAGACGCUCUUGUAUGUGCCCUUCUUCAUCGUCUAC